AUGCUUGUCACAGCGCUCACGAAGCUUCUCGACAUCCGAGUCCCUGUCGUACAGGGUGGCAUGCAAUGGGUCGGCGUGCCGCAGCUGGCAGCAGCUGUCUCUAACGCAGGCGGCCUCGGUAUCUUGACUGCGCUCACGCAACCCGACCCGCAAGCACUGCGCCUCGCCAUCCGUGAGACCCGCAAGCGGACGUCCAACAACUUCGGCGUGAAUAUCACCCUGCUGCCCACCAUCAACCCCCCGGACUAUGAGGGCUACGCGCGCGCUGCAGUCGCGGAGGGCGUGAGGAUCUUUGAGACCGCAGGCAACAACCCGGGGCCAUUGAUCAAGUUCUUCAAGUCCCAGGGGUGCGUUGUCAUCCACAAAUGCACUACGAUACGGCAUGCGCAGUCUGCAAUCCGUCUUGGAGUCGAUAUGUUGAGCAUCGACGGCUUCGAAUGUGCCGGACAUCCCGGAGAGCAGGACAUCGGCGGUCUCGUGCUCCUGGCACGGGCGGCGCAAGAGUUGAAGAUUCCGUACAUUGCGUCCGGAGGAAUUGCCGAUGGGCGUGGCUUGGCUGCCGCACUCGCAUUGGGGGCCUGUGGCGUGAACAUGGGAACGCGCUUCAUGUGCACGGUGGAAAGCCCGAUCCACCAAAACAUCAAGGACGCGAUCGUCGACGCGACCGAGACGGAUACGGUGCACAUCUUCCGCACGCUACACAACACCGCGCGCGUCUUCCGAAACCGCGUCUCGGAGGAGGUCGUCGCAAUCGAGCGGCGCCCCGGCGGCGCGCGCUUCGAGGACGUGCGCGAGCUCGUCUCUGGUGCACGUGGGCGUCAGGUAUUCGAGCGUGGCGACCCCGACUUCGGCAUCUGGACCGCGGGCGUCGUGAUCGGCCUGAUCCACGACUGCCCCUCAUGCGAGGAGCUGAUCGCACGCAUUGAGCGUGAGGCGGAAGACGUCAUUGAUGGGAUGGCCAAGUUGCGCGUGCCAGAGGCCCAGGCGAAGCUAUGA
This is a messenger RNA of Sparassis crispa, 996 nucleotides long. Its product is annotated as inosine monophosphate dehydrogenase. The record is from RefSeq and is a predicted model, not a curated record. Bases 1 to 996 code for a protein of 331 amino acids. The transcript has 11 exons. Gene Ontology annotation, molecular function: nitronate monooxygenase activity. NCBI's taxonomy places the organism in Eukaryota, Fungi, Basidiomycota, Agaricomycetes, Polyporales, Sparassidaceae.